UUGAAAUCAUUCUGAACUCUCAUCUAGUCCAUACAUGAACAGCGAGUCAGCAACUGACACCUUGGCCCACCCGCAUUUUCAGCGCAAAAUGCUCACAACGAAUGAAUCAUGCUUCCUCUCUUCAGUGUCUCUAACUUUGCCGCUGAUCCCAGUCAUCUCUACUUCUCCAAAUCCCAAGAAACAAACACACACUGACACACACAUAAACAGAAACAAACAGCUCAGCUCAGUUUCUCUGCAUUUUCCAAUAUUCCCUUCCUUCUUCUCGAAGUGAUGCCUCAUUCCAAGUACUGCUCUUCCUUUGACUUUCAAGCUCUACGAAACUAUUAUAUUCAACUUGAACGCUCCUCUCCUCCUCCUCUCUCGCCUGCAAUCCCGCCACUCAUUUCCUUUCUUGAUUUCCUCUUUCUACUUUCUCUCCUAACUCCCCAUUGAAAAGUGAACCCUCUUUUCUUUUUCUAUUCUAAAUUUGAAAGCUAACUUUUUUCUUCCUAUUACGCUUUCAUCGGAUCUGCCACGCUUUUUUUUCUUCCUUUACGUGCUCUCACUCUCGCUCUCACAUUUUUAGCAUGCUUUUCUCUUUCUGUUGCAUAAUAACAAGUUUGUGAGAUGUCGUCUGAAUUCAAGGUAGAUGUAAUUAGCCAUGAUUUUGAGGAAUCAGGGUUAAGUUCCUUGAGCGGAGAAGUGACGUUGGCUGAAAGGGUUAAUGAAGUAUAUGAAGUUCUUAAUGAUAACCGUAAGCAAGGAAAUGGAUCAAUCAGCAAUAUUGUGAUAAAUACAGAACGUAGAGCUUUCAGUGACAGAGUUUCUAGAGGGAAACAAGCUGCGGUUGAUGAUAGUGUCAAUCUUCAGAUUGAUGGUGAUGAAAAGCGUGAACAUGGACCAGGAAAAAAAUCUGGACCUCUUUUGUCUGGGACAGCUUACUGCAUUUCCUCUUGCAGCAUGAUUUUGCUGAAUAAAGUAGUUUUAUCCGGUUAUAAUUUCAAUGCAGGAAUAUCCCUAAUGUUUUAUCAGAACCUUAUCAGUUCUUUAGUUGUUGUGUUAUUGGGCCUCUGUCGAGUAGUUUCUGUGGAAAAGCUGAACUGGAAGCUGAUUAGGGUCUGGAUCCCUGUCAAUGUAAUAUUCAUUGGAAUGCUUGUAUCUGGCAUGUAUAGUUUGAAGUACAUAAAUAUAGCAAUGGUGACUAUUCUGAAGAACAUGACAAAUAUUUUAACAGCAAUUGGAGAAUUGUAUAUAUUUCGGAAACAUCAGAAUCAAAAAGUGUGGACUGCAAUGUUUUUAAUGAUUAUCUCUGCUGUCAGUGGUGGUAUCACAGAUCUUUCCUUUGAUGCAGUGGGUUAUGCAUGGCAGAUUAUGAAUUGCAUUCUAACAGCUAGCUACUCUCUCACCCUGCGGCGUGUCAUGGACGAGGCAAAGAAGUCAACAAGAUCUGGAUCACUCAAUGAAGUGUCAAUGGUGUUGCUGAAUAAUUUAUUAUCUUUACCUUUUGCCAUCUUCUUGAUUAUACUGUUUGGCGAAUGGGAAUAUGUAAUAAAUGUGGAUGUAACCAAAUCGCCAAUGUUUUGGGUUGUAGCCACAGCCAGUGGAUUUCUUGGGCUUGCCAUUAGCUUCACCUCUAUGUGGUUCUUACAGCAAACUAGCCCAACCACUUACAGCCUGGUGGGUUCCUUAAACAAGAUUCCUAUUUCCUUUGCUGGUUUAGUGCUGUUCAAGGUUCCACUUAGCCUACCAAAUUGCUUCAGUAUACUUUUUGGUCUUUUUGCUGGAGUAUUCUUUGUCAGGGCCAAAAUGUCCAAAUGAUUGGGAACGAGAUUUAAAAAUGUUAAAAAAUUAUUAAGAAAAAAAAAAAAAAAAAAAAAAGGUAGUGUCUGGAAGUUGUUCAAAUGGCUUCUGCCUGAUGAGGAAGAUAUCAAAUACUGUUUCCACUGUCUGACUGCAGAAAUUAGUUAUCAGCAUGGAUGAGGUGAAUGGCCAAAGAGACUCACGACUUCAAAUACAAUUUCUUUUUCUUUUUCUUUUUUGGGGGUGGGGGGUGGAAUAUAAGUUUCAUAUCUCCCUUUUUAUUUAUUUAUUUGUUUAUUUAUUUUUGGCUCAAUGAAGAUGUGGGGAUUUAACCCUAGAUACAGGCCUCACAAAAGGAGGAAUGGCACCAUCAGGGUAGAUGGCCUUUGGCAUGUCUUCUUAUUUGUUUAUUAGACGUAAAAAAGUGAAAUACUAAAUAUCAUCUUCAAGUUGAUGUGGCAUGUAUUAAUUUUGUUAUUGGAAAUA
Quercus lobata is the source of this 2268-nucleotide messenger RNA. RefSeq names its product GDP-mannose transporter GONST2-like. The transcript has 10 exons. The coding region runs from base 610 to 1800 and encodes 396 amino acids. Lineage: Eukaryota; Viridiplantae; Streptophyta; Magnoliopsida; Fagales; Fagaceae. The record is from RefSeq and is a predicted model, not a curated record.